CUCCAACCCACAGCCAUGUCCUGCUACGACCUGUGCCGUCCCUGUGGCCCAACCCCUCUGGCCAACAGCUGCAACGAGUCCUGUGUCAGGCAGUGCCAGGACUCCAGGGUGGUGAUCCAGCCUUCUCCUGUGGUGGUGACUCUGCCUGGACCCAUCCUCAGCUCCUUCCCCCAGAACACUGCUGUGGGAUCCACCACCUCUGCUGCUGUUGGAAGCAUCCUGAGCGAGUCAGGAGUGCCCAUCAACUCCGGGGGCUUUGGCCUCUCUGGCAUUGGUGGUCGCUACUGA
This is a messenger RNA of Acanthisitta chloris (rifleman), 288 nucleotides long. Its product is annotated as feather beta keratin. NCBI's taxonomy places the organism in Eukaryota, Metazoa, Chordata, Aves, Passeriformes, Acanthisittidae. The record is from RefSeq and is a predicted model, not a curated record. Gene Ontology annotation, cellular component: intermediate filament. Gene Ontology annotation, molecular function: structural constituent of cytoskeleton. The transcript has a single exon. The coding region runs from base 16 to 288 and encodes 90 amino acids.